AUGAAUAAUAUAACACCAUGCCACCAAAAAAAGAAUUUAAAAAGUUUUCAAAGAAUAAAAAGAAAUCAAAAGAAGGAAAAAGUAUUCAAAUCAACUGGAAAACGAGGGAGGCUAAUUGUCAGAAAUCUCCCCUAUUCUAUAACUAAAGAACAGUUACAAAGCUAUUUCGAAUCUUUCGGUAAAGUGACAGAGGUGAAUAUUCCCUAUCACGAGGGAGGCUCUAAACCAAAAGGCUUUGGAUUUGUGAAUUUUGUGUCUAGAUUAUCAGCGGAUAAAGCUACUGAAGCGCUCAAUGAGAAGGAGUUUAUGGGAAGGAAAUUACUGAUUGAGAGAGCCGUCGACAAAAAUAGAUUUCUUGCUAAUAAUGCUGGCGAAGAGAGUGGUGGCUUCGAAGGAGAGAGCAGUGGUGAGAAAAAUGGGACAACAAACGAAAGGAAUGGAAUGAUGGACGAAGGAGAUGCGCAGGUCAAAGAUGAAAUCAAAGAAGAAGGUCCUGAUGAUUUCAAUGAUACAAAGGAAAGUUCACAGACCGACUCUGUCAAAGAUGAAUCUGAGAACACAAAAGAUGUCAAUGGUGAUUUUCACUCGAAGAAGCACGGACCUCCCGACGAGGAGCAUGUUGGGGAGCAGCUCCCUGGGUGGAUACCGAAGAAAAAGAAAGCUCGAAUCAUCAUUAGAAAUCUAUCUUUUAAGUCAACGGAAAGCAAAUUGUCUGAUCACUUUAAAAAAUUUGGAGAGAUUAUUGACCUGCAGCUGUUGAGAAGGGUUGAUAACAAACUGGUUGGCUGCGCAUUUGUAGAGUUCAAUAACAAAAACAGUGCGGCUAAGGCUAUCCUCGAAACAAGUGGCCAACCAUUCUUAGGUCGGCCUAUUGUAGUGGAUUGGGCGAUUCCAGCUAAAGAGUUCAAAAAAGUCAACAAAAGAAAUUCCCAACAAACGGAUGGGGAUGUGAAAGUAAAAGAAGAGGUAAUCAGUGAUGAUGAAAUGGAAGAAAAAUUCCAUCAGAAUGGAAAGAAUAGCGAGGAUUCAGAUGAUGAGAAACCAGAAAUCAAAGAGGAGUCAUCCAGUGAAUACGAAUCUGAAGACGAUAGUGAUGAAGAGGACACGAAGCAUAAAAUUAAAAGUGACGAAGAGGAAGAUGAAGACGAAGAUGAUGAUGAUGAUGAAGACGAUUACGAUAGUGAAGAAAUCGACAGCAAACAAGAGAUGUCGGUUGAGCGAGAUCGUAAACCUUCAAAAUUUGAAGAACCCGAACCCAAGAAGGCCAGAUACGAGUCGCACGAUGUGGAUGAGGGCAGGACGGUGUUCAUCAAGAAUGUCCCUUUCUCUGCUACUAAGGAAGAACUGGCCAAGUGUGUGAGGCGGAUGUUUGGUCCUAUUUUCUAUGCGCUGAUUUGUGUGGAUCCCCAGACUGAGCACUCCAGGGGUACUGCGUUUGUAAAAUUUCAGAAAAAAGAAGACGCAGACAAAUGUCUGUCAGCAGGCACAGAGUUCACAUUGAACGGAACUGUUCUCGAUCCCCACCCGGCCAUUGAUAGGAAAGCGCUCAAAGAUAAAAUGGACAAAGAAAAAGAGAAAGACAGAGAUUCCAGAAAUCUGUAUCUCAUCAAAGAAGGAGUUUUCCAGAGGCCCAUCGUUUCGUUUUCAAUUGAGAACAGAAGAAUCAUCAAUAUAAAACAGAAGCGGCUGGCAAGAAGUCGAGUAAACAAUCCGCUUAGCAAAAAAUUCGACCCGGUAUCGAAAGCCAAGGCCGAUGCUAGAAGAGAGGAAAAAGCUCAGCGGUUGGGACAAGUACCGGGGGAGGAAAGUAACAAGAACCAAGCUGGAAAUGUUGAUAGGAAAAACAGAAAAAACAAAGGGAAAAAUAGGGGAAAGAAUAAUGAAGGAAACGUUAGAGCAAAUAAUGAGAAAGGUAUGGAGAAUAGUUUGAAGAAUAAGGAGGAGGAAGAUUACCGAGGAGUGACGGCUAAACCGGGGAAAACUAAAUUACGCGCCAAAUUCAAACUGAAAAAACAGGCGCAAACGCAUGAGGCAUCGUUGAAGAAGAAUAAGAAGGAACAAAAGAAAUGAAGAAGAAAGAAAUGUUGA
Nilaparvata lugens (brown planthopper) is the source of this 2088-nucleotide messenger RNA. RefSeq names its product RNA-binding protein 28. The record is from RefSeq and is a predicted model, not a curated record. Gene Ontology annotation, molecular function: RNA binding. Lineage: Eukaryota; Metazoa; Arthropoda; Insecta; Hemiptera; Delphacidae.